AUGGCGAGCGCAUCAUCACCGGCGGAUAUGAACACGAGUCGGAGAGCUUCUCGUAGCCGUCGACAUGGGAAGGAGACGAAUCGCUCCGAUCUAUUCAAAAACCCGAAAAUUCCGUUCGCGAUCGCGCUAAUUCUCGCCGAUGCAAUCCUCGUCGCACUUAUUAUCGUCUAUGUUCCAUAUACGAAGAUCGAUUGGGAUGCUUACAUGUCACAGGUAAGUGGGUUUCUCGGGGGAGAGAGAGACUAUGGGAACUUGAAAGGCGAUACAGGGCCAUUGGUUUAUCCUGCUGGUUUCCUCUAUGUUUACUCUCUAGUGCAGAACUUAACUGGAGGGGAAGUCUAUCCAGCUCAGAUUCUUUUUGGUGUUCUCUACAUUGUCAAUUUGGCGAUCGUCUUGUUCAUCUAUGUGAAGACAGAUGUGGUGCCAUGGUGGGCGUUAAGCCUCUUGUGUUUAUCCAAGAGAAUACACUCAAUUUUUGUUCUCCGUCUCUUUAAUGAUUGUUUUGCUAUGACUCUCCUACAUGCGUCAAUGGCUCUCUUUCUCUAUCGUAAAUGGCACAUCGGGAUGGUUGCUUUUAGCGGUGCUGUUUCUAUAAAGAUGAAUGUUCUUUUGUAUGCUCCGCCUUUGUUACUACUGCUAUUAAAGGCCAUGAAUAUAAUUGGAGUGGUAUCUGCUUUAGCUGGUGCAGCUCUUGUUCAGAUACUCGUGGGAUUGCCCUUUCUGAUAACAUAUCCGGUUUCAUACAUAGCAAACGCCUUUGAUCUUGGUCGUGUCUUUAUUCACUUCUGGUCUGUCAACUUCAAAUUUGUUCCAGAACGAGUUUUUGUGUCCAAAGAAUUUGCAGUAUGCUUGCUCAUUGCUCACCUUUGUCUCCUUGCGGUGUUUGCAAACUAUAAAUGGUGCAAGCAUGAAGGCGGGAUUAUAGGCUUCAUGCGUUCUAGGCAUUUCUUUUUGACACUCCCGUCUAAACCCUCAUUGGGUGAUUUCUCAGCCUCACGGAUUCUUACGAAAGAACAUAUUGUCACAACCAUGUUUGUUGGGGAUUUCAUCGGCAUUGUAUGUGCCCGCUCUCUGCACUACCAAUUCUACUCAUGGUACUUCUAUUCGCUACCUUUUCUGCUAUGGAGAACAAUGUUUCCCUCUUGGCUGCGCGUGAUCUUGUUCCUCGGUAUUGAGAUCUGCUGGAACGUGUAUCCAUCAACACCAGUCUCGUCUGGUUUGCUAAUGUGUCUACACUUUAUCAUCUUGUUGGGUCUCUGGUUUGCUCCUUCGGAUAAUCCUUACCAAGACCAUCAAUCCCAAAGACAGAAAAAGGCAUAA
Arabis nemorensis is the source of this 1320-nucleotide messenger RNA. Lineage: Eukaryota; Viridiplantae; Streptophyta; Magnoliopsida; Brassicales; Brassicaceae. The record is from the annotation of a GenBank genome assembly.